CUCUGUUUUGUGCGCAUGCGUGGUAAUGGUUGCCUCGGGGACGUGUGUUUGGCUGCAGUGUGUUUAAGUUUAUCUUCUCUGAAGCGGAUUAUUAAAGGAUUUAUUGAGAGUUUGGGGUUUAUUUACUCUUCCGGUUCAGUGUUUUUAAUCGCAGACCUGCGUGCGUGUGUGUGUGAAGUAUGCGUCUGACGGCUCUACUCUCGAUGGCAGCGAAGGCUGCAUUUCCUCGUGAUUAUCGUUAUGGGACGAACAGGCCGUGGACCACUGCAGCACGGAGACUGAACCCUCCGGGGAAGAGGAGGAGGAAGGUGUUUGUGGAGCCGAUCGCUCCUGAGGACUGGUGUGUGUUCAGAGGAGACGUGGUGGAGAUCCUCUCAGGUAAAGAUAAAGGGAAACAGGGGAAAGUCAGUCAGGUGUUCCGCCACCGUAACUGGGUCAUCGUCGAGGGCCUCAACACGCACUACAGGUACAUCGGCAGGUCCGGGGACUACAGAGGGACGUACAGCGCGAGUGAAGCUCCUCUCCUGCUGAAGGACGUCUCGCUCGUCGACCCCACAGACAGGAAGCCCACAGAGACAGAGUGGAGGUUCACAGAGGAGGGAGAGAAGGUCCGGAUCUCCAUCAGGACGGGACGCAUCAUCCCCAAACCCGUUUUUCAGAGGAGGGAUGGCAUCAUACCACAGCAGUGGAAAGAUGGACCGAAGGACACAUCUCCUGAGGAUGCUCUGGAGAAAACAUACAUUCUGUCACUGAAAACUCUGGAGGAGGAAGUAAUGGAGAAAAUGAACAUCCAGGAACCCAGAAGACCCCGAAGAAGCUUCUGGUACUGAGACGCACAAGCAAGAGGACGGCGGAAUGUUCUUUACACUGUCAUGGCGAUGUUGAUCUGCAAUAAACAUGUCUUUAUCCAA
This is a messenger RNA of Neoarius graeffei (lesser salmon catfish), 911 nucleotides long. It is a transcript of the gene mrpl24, whose product is annotated as mitochondrial ribosomal protein L24. The transcript is spliced from 6 exons. The record is from RefSeq and is a predicted model, not a curated record. The coding region runs from base 180 to 830 and encodes 216 amino acids. Gene Ontology annotation, cellular component: mitochondrion; ribosome. NCBI's taxonomy places the organism in Eukaryota, Metazoa, Chordata, Actinopteri, Siluriformes, Ariidae. Gene Ontology annotation, biological process: translation. Gene Ontology annotation, molecular function: structural constituent of ribosome; RNA binding.